Molecule: messenger RNA, 2350 nt
Organism: Vollenhovia emeryi
Lineage: Eukaryota; Metazoa; Arthropoda; Insecta; Hymenoptera; Formicidae
Exons: 1
Biological process (GO): proteolysis
Molecular function (GO): aspartic-type endopeptidase activity
Source: RefSeq, a predicted model, not a curated record
AUGUCCGAGCGAAUGGCUAAGCAACGGCUGUUGCAACGCUCGAUCGAACGCGCCAUGGACAACUUUAAAAAAAUUGGAAGGAACAAUCUGACUCCCGCAAAGAUUCGCACCCGGAUCGCAUCGCUUAAAGAAGCUUGGGCGCAAUAUCAGGAAGGUCACGCCACUCUGACGCAGGUGACGCCUGCUGCCACGCAGGCCACCUUGGACUACUUCACCCAGGGUCAAUUCGAGAGCACCGAGGACGUUUUCACUACAACGUGGGAGUACAUGGCGGAGCUGUUGGAGGAGAUGGAGCCGAUCGUGAGUCCGAACCCGAGCACCUCCGCAUCGCGGUUCCCGUCGGAAGCGUCCGCGUUCUCUCUAUCGCAUCUUCCGCCCAUUAAAUUACCUCCGUUUGAUGGCAAUUAUGACGAGUGGGAACAAUUUCGCGAUCGGUUCACGGCGCUUAUUCGCCAAAACAAGGAUCUCACGAACUUCGCGCGUAUGCAUUUCUUGUCAUCCUGUCUCAAGGGGCGCGCCGCGGAAUGUAUCGCGAGCCUCUCCGUUACCGCAAACAAUUUCGAAAUCGCUUGGCACGCAUUGACCUCGCGCUAUGAAAAUAAGCGACGCUCGCUAAACGUUCAUCUUUCAACAUUGGUUAAUUUAACGGCUAUAACGCGCGAAUCAGCUUCCGAGUUGCAAACCUUGCGAGAUAAAGUCAAUCAUGCGGUAGCGGCGCUCAAAAACCUUAAUCGAAAGUCGGAGGAACUUUGGAACGACACUCUCGUUCACCUCAUCGUUCAAAAAUUAGAUCCGAUCACGCGGAAAGCGUGGAACGUCAAAGUCGGCGAUACCGACGAUCCCCCAUCGUACGACGACCUGAAGAGCUUUCUAACAUCUCGCGCUCGCGCAUUGGAAGAUUUUGCGAUAGCCUCAUCCUCGAAAGCCGCUGUCACGUCCAAAGUUCACACCGCAACUGCAUCCGCGCAUGCACCGAACAAAUGUCCGCUGUGCAAAUCUCAACAUUUUUUAAAUUUGUGCCCUAAGUUUGUGAGCAAGAGUGCGAGUCAACGUCGGGAAAUUGUUAAGCAGCAUCAACGAUGCUUCAAUUGUUUGAGCGCGAAACAUGCCGUCCAGGCGUGCCGCAGUAAAUAUUCUUGUCGCGUGUGCGACAAGAAGCAUCAUUCUAUGCUGCAUUCCGACUCGGACUCUUGCCCUAGCUCCUCCGACGCGGCCGCGCUUAAUUGCUCGUCGCCUCAAAUUGCAGAUUCGAAACCGGAAGUCAAUUCGCUCCUCGUUUCGACAGCGACGAAAAAGCUCUCUCCGAUCUUGCUCGCGACAGCCUGGGUCACCGUGCGCGUCGCGUCCGAUCGCACCGCGGUCGUUCGAGCGCUCCUCGACCAGGGAUCAGAAAUGACGCUCAUUUCACAAACCCUGGCGCAAACCUUGCGCGCAAAACGCCUUAAGAUGCCGAUAUCCGUAUCCGCCGUGGGUGGUAUCAACGCUGGUACGUUCCAGCACGUAACAAAUAUUUUCAUCUCGUCGCGGAAAUCUCUCGUUCCGUCAUUCGCUACAACCGCGCUUAUUCUCAAAUCGCUGACUUCAUAUACUCCGAAACGCAAUGCGGACAUUUCGUCGCUGUCGUACCUCUCGGACUUGCCAUUGGCCGACGCGGAUCCGACGAGUCCCGACCCUAUUAGUAUCAUUAUCGGGGCCGAUCUGUACAGCGACAUCAUCCUGGAUGGUGUUCGCAAGGGCGGGCUCGGGUACCCUCUCGCCCAAAACUCUGUUCUCGGGUGGGUCAUAUCGGGGCCCACCCAUUCAUCCGCACCAAAUGACCGCUCUACGGCGACAACAUCUUCUUCGCAUUGCUCGUUCAAUUCCAUUUCCGUUCAUCACGUUGUCGGCUCUCCUUCUCUUGACGUCGAACUUCGCCGCUUCUGGGAAGUCGGAGAACUGCCGCGCCAAUCUCUUCUCUCGCCUCAGGAAAAACAGUGCGAAGAGCAUUUCUGCUCGACUCACUCGCGCGAUCCCAAUGGACGGUACGUCGUGCGUCUUCCUUUCAAGGAAACGCCUCCUCUCAAUAUCGGUAGCUCAAGAUUUCGCGCCGAGAAGUUGUUGCAUACGCUCACGCGUCGCUUUCACGACAAGCCGGAAGUCGCGAAGGAGUAUCAUGAUUUUCUAUCACAAUACGAGCUUUUGGGGCACAUGAGGCCAGCUCCGCUACCUCAAAAUCAAUCCGAACAACUCGUAUACCUUCCUCACCACGGGGUAAUCCGGGAGGAUAGCUCUACAACGCAUCUCCGCGUUGUAUUCAACGCUUCGAGCGUUACUUCCAACGGCACAUCGUUGAACGACCAUUUACAUGCCG